Schistosoma mattheei is the source of this 1076-nucleotide messenger RNA. NCBI's taxonomy places the organism in Eukaryota, Metazoa, Platyhelminthes, Trematoda, Strigeidida, Schistosomatidae. The record is from the annotation of a GenBank genome assembly.
GGUCAAUUGAUGAACUAUCGAUUAAAUGUGCAAAUAGGUCAAUUGAUGAACGAUCGAUUAAAUGUUAAAUAGCGGUCAAUUAAUGAACUCAUUGAUUAAUGUUUAAAAAUUUUCUAUGACAAUAUCGAUUGUAAAUAUUUGUAUAAAUCCGCUUGAUUUGUGUGUUUGAAUUGACUUGUUAUCUGCUGUUUGUCUGUAGAAUACAGUUUCUGCAACUUAUCCAGAUUUCUUGAUCGAGUUAGCAGAGUUGGGGACAACGAACCAGAAUAGCUAUCGAGUCGCUGAAUCAUUGAUCCUUCGUUCACUUCGAGUAAGACGAAUCAGUAAUAGCAUUCAAGCAAUAACUAACCAUAACAAAUUGUUGACGGUGGUUUUUCGAUUAUGGACCCUGCCAAACUUGAACUGUUACUUGAGCAGCAGCUGAAAUUGAUGCAAAUGUUGAUGGAGACCAAGGUUACGCCUCCCUUACGGUCAAGCACGUCUAGUUCAACCACGGCACCAUCGGUAGAUAGCAUCGCAAACAGCAUAGCUGGAUUUCAUUACGAUCCUGAUUCUAAUGUUACAUUUGAGAUGUGGUUCAGGCGUUAUGAAGAUCUAUUUAAAUUUGAUUUCGCCAAUCAAGAUGAUGCUUGGAAAGUGCGGUUGCUACUACGUAAACUGGGUGCAAAUGAGCUGGACAAGUAUUGCAAUCUGAUCCUGCCGUUGAACCCACGUGAACGAUCAUUUGCAGACACAGUUCAAAUAUUAAGCCAUUAUUUUGGCGAUAACUCGUCACUGUUUAAUACUCGUUAUCGUUGCUUUGAAGCUAACUAUGAACGAAGAUGAUGAUUUUCUUACACAUGUGGGCGUCGUCAACCGUGAAUGCGAACGCUUCCGGUUAAAGUCCUUGACUGAAGAUCAGUUUAAAGCCCUGAUAGUUAUUUGCAGCCUGCAGCACCAAAAGUUUAGUGACUUACGAACAAGACUACUAAGUCUUUUGGAUCAAGAGCCGAAACUCACCCUGAGUGAUGUAGCUAAUGAAUAUCAACGUCUCAUUAAUCUGCAACGAGACACUUCUAUGGUUCAGAAUGGUGGGC